Messenger RNA from Hansenula anomala, 681 nucleotides. It is a transcript of the gene FAU1, whose product is annotated as 5-formyltetrahydrofolate cyclo-ligase. The coding region runs from base 1 to 681 and encodes 226 amino acids. NCBI's taxonomy places the organism in Eukaryota, Fungi, Ascomycota, Saccharomycetes, Phaffomycetales, Wickerhamomycetaceae. Gene Ontology annotation, cellular component: mitochondrion. Gene Ontology annotation, molecular function: 5-formyltetrahydrofolate cyclo-ligase activity. The record is from RefSeq and is a predicted model, not a curated record. Gene Ontology annotation, biological process: tetrahydrofolate interconversion; folic acid-containing compound biosynthetic process. The transcript has a single exon.
AUGUCACAAUUAAAUGCUCAAACACUAGCCAUUGUUGCCGGGAAGAAGCUUCUAAGGAAGCAGAUCAUGUCCAAAUUGAGCUCUUUACCUAAAAAUGUCAUACAGGCACAAUCACUUGAAUCAUUCAAUAUACUGAAAAAUACCAAAAUAUUCAAGGAAGCCAAAUCAAUUGGUGUGUUUAUGAGUAUGGAUACUGAAAUCAAAACUUCUUAUAUUUUGAAAGAAGCCUUUGAUUGUGGCAAAGAUGUAUAUCUUCCUCGGAUAGAGACUCAAUCACAAGAUCAGAUAACAUUAUACAAAAAUGGACCACACUAUGUAAUGUUUUACCAAAUGGAUAACUAUAACAGUUGUAUAAAUCUUCCUCAAGUUGGUAAAUAUAAGCUACAAGAACCAUCGGGUGGGGUUUGCUUAUUGAACGAUCAUCCAUAUGGUGAUAAAGGUUUAGAUUUAUUAAUCAUGCCAGGUGUUGCAUUCACUAGUGAUUUGAAUAGAUUGGGACAUGGUGGUGGGUUUUACGAUGAUUUCCUGAAAAGAUACAAGGAUACGUAUGGCAAACAUCCGUUCUUAUUAGGAAUUGGACUAGGUGAUCAAUUAGUUGAUGAAAUCCCAACAGAUAUUCAUGAUGAAAAAUUAGAUGGGUUGAUUAUAAGGGAUAAACUCUACGGUAAUGAUUCACUAUAA